Molecule: messenger RNA, 123 nt
Organism: Penicillium digitatum Pd1
Lineage: Eukaryota; Fungi; Ascomycota; Eurotiomycetes; Eurotiales; Aspergillaceae
Source: RefSeq, a predicted model, not a curated record
AUGUGGUUAAGAUCUACCUCGAAUUCCCGCUCCCAACUCUUGCCAACUCAUAUCUCUUCUCCAACUGGUAAAACAAGUGAAGUGACCAGAGGGAAGCAAGAAACUACCAUGCGCAAUGGCUAG